AGGCCCGAGUCGGUGUAGCUGAUCCGGGGCAUCUGAAUGGCUUCGAUAGGCGAUCGAUGGAGUUGGAAGUUGCGCUGACGCGCGAUGCUGUCUGUGUAACAUCGUCGCCUUGGUUGGAGGGUCGUGGGCGAUACCUUCUUGGAUUAGAACCCUAUGCCACAUCGUAAUAUAGCGACUCAAAAACUCACAUCAGUAAUAUCGGCCAGUUUGCGCGGUUCACCCGUGGUCGAAGCCGUGUCUGAGGGUAUGUUUGCCUCUGGCCCACGCGUGUUGCAAAAGCGAGCCGUCAGUCAGACGCCAAAAGAUCGCGUGGUCACGUGUUGAUAAGAUAAGGUCUGCCUUCCCCCGCAAUGCAUUACCCUGGAUCCGUGGACCUUGCAUGCAUGCCCCCCGAUAGUGAGUAGUACCUGCGGGUUGAGUGUUCUGCCCAUGUCAUCAGACUUCUGGGCCGGCUAUAUUAGCGGGGCUAUUGGCAUAGUUAUCGGGAACCCUCUCGACCUCAUUAAAGUCCGAUUACAAGCAAGUAGCCCUGCAAAUGGCUCUGCGGAACCUCGGCAACUGACUCGAUUUGAAAGCACAAGCUCUCUCGUGCGAGGCGCGGCGGCCCCAAUUCUUGGAUAUGGGGCCCUCAAUGCCUUACUAUUCGUGUCCUACAAUCGAUCACUGAUGCUGUUGGAUGAUUCCAUCAAUGAUCCCACGAAUCCUCAAAAUUGUGCCCUAUACAAACUAUGGCUUGCUGGAGCAUUGGGUGGCGUUGCCAGCUGGACCGUCUCCGCACCUACGGAGUUCAUCAAAUGUCGAGCCCAGCUUGACGCUCGCCCAGAAGUCUCGUCCUGGAGCGUCGCGAAAGACAUCAUUCGGAAUCGCGGCUGGAGGGGCUUGUAUUUCGCUGGCGGAAUAACUUGUGCCAGGGACUCUAUAGGCUAUGGUUUCUAUUUCUGGUCCUACGAAUAUUGCAAGCGUUUAAUGGCCACUCCUGGGGAUGAAGAUUCAAACAGCGCCGCGCUGAAAGUCCUCUUCUGCGGUGGUCUUGCUGGAAUCGUUACAUGGGCUUCGGUCUUCCCACUUGACGUGAUAAAAACACGAAUGCAGGCAAAUACAAUUGAAGGUUAUACCGAAGGCCGUCCGUUAUUAGAAUCACAAGCCAACAAACGAGAAUUUGGUGCCUUUAAACUAGCGAGGGAAGUAUAUCGGACUGAUGGCCUCAAGGCCUUCUAUCGCGGCCUAGGAGUAUGCAGUCUACGGGCAUUCAUUGUGAAUGCGGCUCAGUGGGCGGCAUAUGAGUGGCUUAUGAAAUAUUUCCAAAAUCGAUCCUGGGAUCAACCCCUCAAAGAUAUAUCAUAGACAUUUUAUAGAGUUAGAGCAUUGUCCGUUGUAUGGUAACUCCAACUGAUUCAACAAUACAACACCAGACAACUUAUGGCAGCUUUGUUUUUAGAUCAAAUGCCAUGCCAAGACAAAUAUAUAUAUAUCCUUUCUCAAGGACCUUUCAUAUACUUUGGGACUGGUGUCAACGACAAGGAACUACAGACACCAAGCUCCACAUGGCUUAAAACAUUACUCGACUCAGGCCAGCCCACUGUGUUGAUGCUCCGGGGAAGCUUGGUAUAGAAUU
This is a messenger RNA of Aspergillus versicolor CBS 583.65, 1615 nucleotides long. RefSeq names its product putative mitochondrial carrier protein. The transcript is spliced from 4 exons. Gene Ontology annotation, biological process: transmembrane transport. The coding region runs from base 430 to 1344 and encodes 304 amino acids. Lineage: Eukaryota; Fungi; Ascomycota; Eurotiomycetes; Eurotiales; Aspergillaceae. Gene Ontology annotation, molecular function: transmembrane transporter activity. The record is from RefSeq and is a predicted model, not a curated record.